Molecule: messenger RNA, 1818 nt
Organism: Arabidopsis thaliana (thale cress)
Lineage: Eukaryota; Viridiplantae; Streptophyta; Magnoliopsida; Brassicales; Brassicaceae
Exons: 3
Coding region: 729-1313 (194 amino acids)
Source: RefSeq, marked reviewed
CACCAGUCACCAAUCAUCUCUCUUGUCAAAUCUCCAUAGUUGCUUCUUCUCCUGUUUCACUGUUUGUCUCAACCAAACUCUUAUUUUUUUUUGCUCUCUUUCUCUCUAUACCCCAAUUUCUUUACAUACAUAUCCAACAAUAUUAACUCUUUCAUCUCUUCAAUAACCCAGAUGUGCUUUUUAAUUCAAAUUCUUUACAAUUUAUCAAACCCACCUCACAAAGACAUGAACCCAAUCAUCAACAAACACAAUAAAAGGAAGAACCUUUUUUUUGGGUUAAGUGGUCAGCAUUUCAAUACCCCUUCUGCAACUUCCAAAAGGACACACAUAGAAAUAAUAAGUGAAAAAGAAAGAAAGAAAUGAGAAAAAAUCAAAACUUUUUCUUUCUUUCUUUCCUCUCUUUACCAUCUUUGAUCACUAGUCCUAGUUUUCUGCUACUUGUCUCAUAGACUUCUCACACACAAAAAGAAGAGAAAAGGAAAAUCCAAAAUUUUUAAUUUUUUCAAUAUCAAUUUUGUUUGUAAUGGGCACCCAAAGGAAAAUCAAUCAAUUAUGUGGUUUCUUAAGUCUUUUGGUCAGAGGGUUUCAUACAUGGAAUAAGACUCUCACCAUUAAAACCUAAUCAUCCCCUUUACCUUCGCUUCCUUCUUUCUCCUUCACACCUCCCUCUUUCUCGCUUGCUUGCUGUCUUUCCAAUCUGCGAUUCCUAAAUUCACUGAACGGAUCCGAUGAAGAAGACUAAUUUCGUUUCCUCUGCUUCCGGUGGCGAUCCCAUGAUCAGAUUAACCUUUGUGCAGGUUCUGGAGUUGGAAAAGGAAUUAGAGAUAAAGAGAAAGAGAUUGGAGAUGAUUAAACAAAAGAGAUUGACCCUCAAGUCAGAAGUUAGGUUCUUGAGACGUAGAUACGAGCACUUGAAGCAAGAUCAAACUCUUGAAACCUCUCCAGAGAUGUUGAGAUUGUCAGAAUCCGGGGGUUUAGAGGUCCCAAGGAAACCAAGUGGCGAAAGAAAGAAGCAGUCUGGUGUGAGAGCAUCUGUACCAUGUUUUGAUUUGAAACUGAAGAAUACAAUUUGCAAUGAGAAGGAAGCAUUGGCUAAUAAUGUUGCAAGUUGUGACUUGGAUAAGAAGCGAAAAAGGAGCAGAGGAAGCGAUGUUUUGACAUUCCCCGUUUCACUUCCUGACCUUAACGGAGAGGGAAACACUUCUGGCACUGACAAAGUCCCUGGCUUUGACCUAAACCAGAUCUCGGUAAAGCCAAACAACUUGUGUUAUUUUAGUGUCUUCCUUUUGGUAGAGUCUAUAGAACUUUAUUAGUUUGAUUUGUGUUUUGGUUGUAGAGAGAAGAAGAGGAGCCGGAAGUGAAUGGUGAACAUAUGGUCGCGGAAGCAAUGAAGAAUGCAAUGCUUGAUAACAGGAUCAGUGAUCUACAUGUUGAAAGAAAGUUACCCAUUUGCGGAGAUGUGGAGAAAGAGUUAAAUAGAGCAGUGAAGAGGAAGGUUACAUGGCAAGAUCCAGUGGCUUUAAGUGUUUAGGGUGUUUAGUAUGAAAUAGGAUUUGAGAUAAUGAUUUGUCGUCCCAAUAUGCACAUAUGCUUAUACAAGUAUAUAGAUAUAAGAUUUGAUUUGAUGACUUAGAAAGUCAUUACUUCCAUAUGUCCAACAUAGGAAAACCUUUGAAUAAUAACUCUUGUCAUAAGUGACUACAUUAUCCUUUUAAUCCAAUUUGGUAAUUAGGGAAUCUCAUUUGUUGUUGGAUGUUCUUACUCAUUCUCUUAAUCAAAGUCGAGGAGCAGAACCGUUUUGCUCCAACUUCAAACUGA